This is a messenger RNA of Maudiozyma barnettii, 3102 nucleotides long. It is a transcript of the gene NHA1, whose product is annotated as Nha1p. Gene Ontology annotation, biological process: intracellular potassium ion homeostasis; proton export across plasma membrane; regulation of membrane potential. Lineage: Eukaryota; Fungi; Ascomycota; Saccharomycetes; Saccharomycetales; Saccharomycetaceae. Bases 1 to 3102 code for a protein of 1033 amino acids. The record is from RefSeq and is a predicted model, not a curated record. Gene Ontology annotation, molecular function: sodium:proton antiporter activity. Gene Ontology annotation, cellular component: plasma membrane. The transcript has a single exon.
AUGGCUGUAUGGGAACAUCUGGAAGUAUCCAAAGCUCAUGUGGCGUAUGCAUGUGUAGGGGUUUUUUCUUCCAUCUUCUCAUUAGUAUCCCUCUUUAUUAAGGAAAAAUUAUAUAUUGGUGAAUCCACUGUGGCAGGGAUAUUUGGUAUUAUCGUAGGACCAGUAUGUUUAGAUUGGUUCAAUCCAUUAGAUUGGGGGAAUUCAGAUUCUAUUACUUUGGAAAUUACACGUAUCGUAUUAUGUUUACAAAUUUUUGCUGUGGCCGUAGAAUUACCAAGAAAAUAUAUGUUAAAACAUUGGCUUUCGAUAGUUAUGUUAUUGCUUCCGGUAAUGACCGUCGGUUGGUUGAUUAUAGGUUUGUUUAUUUGGAUUUUAAUUCCAGGUUUGAAUUUUUCUGCAAGUUUGUUAGUCUCUGCAUGUAUUACCGCAACAGAUCCUAUUUUGGCUCAAUCAGUUGUGUCAGGUAAGUUCGCUCAAAGAGUUCCAGGGCAUUUAAGAAACUUAUUAUCUGCAGAAUCUGGUUGUAAUGAUGGUAUGGCGUUCCCCUUCAUUUAUUUAUCAUUGAACUUGAUUUUAUAUCCAGGUAACGCUAGAGAAAUCGUUAAAGAUUGGAUUUGUGUUACAAUCCUUUAUGAAUGUCUAUUUGGAGCAAUUCUAGGUAUAUUCAUUGGUUAUGUAGGGAAACGUGCAAUCAAAUUUGCAGAAGAAAAAAAUAUUAUCGAUAGAGAAUCCUUUUUAGCAUUCUAUGUGGUCCUAUCCUUCUGUUGUGCAGGUUUCGGUUCCAUCCUUGGAGUAGAUGAUCUUUUAGUUUCAUUCGCAGCUGGUGCAACUUUUGCAUGGGAUGGUUGGUUCUCUAAGAGAACAGAAGAAAGUAAAGUAUCUACAGUGAUUGAUCUGUUAUUAAACUACGCCUAUUUUAUCUAUUUUGGUGCAAUCGUACCUUGGAAACAAUUUAAUAAUGGUGCAAUUGGCUGUAACGUUUGGAGAUUAAUCAUUUUAGCAUUCGUAGUGAUCUUCUUAAGAAGAAUCCCUGCAGUGUUAGCUAUGAGAAGAUUUAUUCCAGAUAUUAAAUCAUGGCGUGAAGCACUCUUUGUAGGACAUUUUGGCCCUAUUGGUGUUGGUGCCAUCUUCGCCGCAAUCUUGUCUAGAUCGGAAUUGGAGGCAAGUGUCUCUGAAGAAGAGACACCUUUAAGACAUCUACCUACUGAAGGUUCAAAGCAUUAUCAAUUGAUUGCAUGUAUUUGGCCAAUCGUAUGUUUCUUUAUUGUCACAUCCAUUAUUGUGCAUGGUUCUUCCGUGGCAAUCAUUACUUUGGGACGUCAUUUGAAUACAAUUACUUUGACAAAAACUUUUACUACUCAAACCUUUGGGGGCGGUGGUGGGAAGAGUUCUUGGAUGCAAAGAUUACCAUCAUUGGAUAAAGCUGGUAGAUCUUUCUCUUUACAAAGAGUCGACACUACAGGUAAGAUGAUCCCAGGAAGAGAAGGUAAAGCAAUGUCAAGGACAAGUACAGUGGAGACAAGUGGUGUUCCAGUGAGACAUGCAGGUGGGAUGACAAGACGGAGACAUAAGAAACAUGGUAGAAAGCAUAGCAAAUUGAGGCAUAGGCAUUUACCUCGUGAAAUCUUCCGUUCCAAAUCUCAAAGGAAUGAAUAUGAUGAUGAAUUAAACGAUUUAGGAAGAGAAAGAUUGCAACGUGAGAAAGAAGCUCGUGCAGCUACAUUUGCAUUGAGUUCCUCGGUGGCACCUCAACAUGAGGAACAAGAAUCUACUAUAGCUAGUAAUAGUUUACAGAGUAGAUUCAGUGCGACAUCAUCAGCAUUGUCGAAUGGUACCGCUGGUGAUAAUGGUUCUAUAUCCCAAACUAGUCAAUUGAUGAGUCCUAACGUUCAAGAAUUGCCAACGUAUCCUGCAUUUGAAUCAGAUCAUGAACUUUACGAUGAAAACGAGGACGAUAAACAACGCAUUAGAGAUCAUCCUGAAAGUGAUGCUUACUCAAACAGAUUGCAUUCAACGGACUCACCAAAUAAUGUGCCUUAUGAUUCAGAUGCUCAAUAUAGUGAAAAACAAAGAACAUCUAGUGAUACAUCUAUGACUUCAAAUGAGAAGCAGAGACAAAAGGAGAUAGAGGAAGCUGAAAAUACUGGUAAAGUUGCAUACACAGAAGGUGAUCAAAUUAUUAUUGAAAAUAAACAUGGUGAAAUUCUAGACCAAGCCAAAUUAAAUAUCCCACCAGAUGACAUAGAAGGUAGCAUAAAAGAAUAUGAGGGGGGUUCUCCACUCGUUGGUGUAACAUCUCAUGAUUCUGGUUCAAGUCUGAGAGCUUUGAAACAUAUAGUUUCACCAGCUUCCUUAACAAGUGUUCCUUCCAUUGUUGGUAAUGCUAUAAAGAAGACGGCAAGUAGACGUUCAAGUAUUGGUGGAAUCUCCAUCGGCUCAUCAGAUGGUGAGACCAAACACAAAUAUCACGCAUAUAAGAUUGAUAAUUUGUUAAUUAUAGAAAAUGACGAAGGUGAUGUCGUUAGAAGAUACAGAAUCAAUCCACAUGCAGACGAAGAAGGCAAUGAAAACGGGAAUAAUAAUGGCACUGGUGUUGUUUCUAAGGCUCUAUCUGCUGUUGGUCUAAGAAGUCGUGCGGCUUCUUCCGUUCCACGUCCUCCAGUUAGAGAUGGAAGUACUAAAAAACAAUCUAUUUCGAAACCUGGCAUGAAUAAGGUAAAACAAUCAGCAACCAACAGAAUUCUUACACCAGCUCCAACCCAAAUGUAUGCAUCAGGUCGUGUUAAUAUGGAUAAGGAAUCUGGAUCUGAUAGUGAUUACACAAGUGGUGAAAGUGAUAGCAUGGGAUACGAUGAUGACGCAGGUGAAACAAAUGACGACUAUGAAUAUGAUACCAGUGAUGCGUCUGAUGAUGAAUCUGAGACGGAGUUUGAAAGACAGAGACGUUUGAAUGCAUUAGGUCUGACGAAUGAAUCAGUAGAAGGUAGUGACGAUGAUGAAGAAGAAGAACCUACACCAACAGGUGGUAGUAGAGAAAGAGCUGGAAAUAGAGCCCAAAAUUUAAAGAGCUCAAUAGUUAAGAAGUUCAACUUAAAGAAAUGA